This is a messenger RNA of Herpailurus yagouaroundi (jaguarundi), 4715 nucleotides long. RefSeq names its product sodium voltage-gated channel beta subunit 4 (gene SCN4B). Gene Ontology annotation, molecular function: sodium channel regulator activity; transmembrane transporter binding. Gene Ontology annotation, cellular component: voltage-gated sodium channel complex; plasma membrane. Lineage: Eukaryota; Metazoa; Chordata; Mammalia; Carnivora; Felidae. Bases 309 to 995 code for a protein of 228 amino acids. The record is from RefSeq and is a predicted model, not a curated record. The transcript is spliced from 5 exons. Gene Ontology annotation, biological process: cardiac muscle cell action potential involved in contraction; regulation of ventricular cardiac muscle cell membrane repolarization; regulation of sodium ion transmembrane transporter activity.
AGCGCCGCUCCCCUCUGCGCCCGGUCGGCGAUCCUCCUGCCCGUCCUCCUCCUCCUCCUCCUCUUCCUCCUCCUCCUCCUCUUGCUCCUCCUUCUCCUCCCGGUGCCCUCAGCAGCGGCUCCAGCAGCCGGCCCCUCCUCUCCCUCCCUCCCCCUGCUCUUGCGCUCUCCCCGCUAACUUUCCCGAGCCCCGACCGGCGGCGCAGAGCUCGCGGCGGCUCGGCGGCCCACUGCAGACCGCGGGGCCGCGAGCGGCUGUGCCCUGAGCCCGUCCCCGCGCCCCUGGCGCGCUCCGGAGACCACAGAACGAUGCCCGGGGCCAGGGACCGAGGCGCGGCCCCGGCGAGAUGGCUGGGCACUGGGCUUUUGGGUCUCUUCCUGCUCCCCAUGUCCCUGUCGCUGGAGGUGUCCGUGGGAAAAGCCACCACCAUCUACGCCGUCAACGGCACGGAGAUCUUGCUGCCCUGCACGUUCUCCAGCUGCUUUGGCUUCCAGGACCUCUACUUCUGGUGGUCGUACAACAGCAGUGACACAUUCAGGAUUAUCAUAGAUGGGACAGUGAAGAAUGAGAAGUCUGACCCCAAGGUGAAGUCAAAAGACGAUGACCGCAUCACUCUGGAGGGCUCCACUAAGGAGAAGAUGAACAACAUUUCCAUUCUGCUGAGGAACCUAGAAUUCAGCGACACGGGCAAAUACACCUGUCAUGUGAGGAACCCCAAGGAGAAAAAUAUUCAUCACCAGGCCACCAUCACCCUCCAAGUCGUUGAUAAACUGGAAGAAGUGGACAACACAGUGACCCUCAUCAUCUUGAGCGUCGUGGGCGGGGUCAUCGGACUCCUCAUCUGCAUUUUGUUGCUCAAGAAAUUCAUCGCCUUCGUCAUCAAGAAGACUCAGGAGAAAAAGAAAGAGUGCCUCAUGAGUUCCUCAGGGAAUGAUAACACAGAGAAUGGGUUACCUGGCUCUAAGGCAGAAGAGAAAGCACCAACCAAAGUGUGAGCCCUUGCUGGGGGCCGAGCAGCCGCCGGGGGCCUCACUUUCUGAUGAUGGAACUGAUGCUUGAGCCGUGUCCGUGAACCCACGUGCCUGAGACACCUGCUGCUUGGCUCCAGCUGUAGUCUUUCUGGGGAGAAACCGGGGUCCUGGCCAGCCUGCCUGCCCCCUCCCAGCCGGGGCUCCCCAGGGAUGAGGGCCGGCCAGGGGAGGGGGCCUGUGGAAAGUUCAGGAAAGGAAAGGAGGGCUCGGCGGUGUGGAAGGUGGGUCCCCCGACACCUGGAUACAUGCGGUCUUCUUCAGUCUCCCCACCCUGUAUGAGCAACACCUUGGUUUUCCUCCAGAUUUCUCUUUAAGAGAGGCUUGGGGGGCGAUCAGUGAGGGCUGCCCCGGUAGCUGGACCCAAGUGAACAAUAACGUGGAGAUCUAGCCCUUUCUGCGGUGGCUGUGGCCUACAGGCCUCUGUUCAGGGUCGGGGGUGGGGGCCUGCCGGGCGGGGGGGGGGGGCGGGUGGGGGGUGGUGGCUACCGUGAGUGGCUUUGAUGGACACCUGACCCGCCAGGUCCCUCUGGGGAGGCGCUUCCUCCCCUCCGCAGGGUGUCCCACAGCCCCUGCCCCAUCUCCACCCCCCCAGGCCCCCCCCGUCCCCCACUGCUGCUUGGAGUCUGUGAACCUUCCCAACUGGGGCUGACCAUCUUGGUCUUGGAGAGGGGGGUCCCGGCCUUCCUGGAGCACUGGGGGGGCUACUGAAGCCUUUCCUAGCAUUUCUUCUCGGGGAACCAGCACUGCGGACGUGGGCGAGCCGGUGUCCAGGGCCCCUCGGCCACACUGGGAUGCCCACCCCGGCCCCACCAGUGCUGGCUGCCCCUUCUCCUCGGCAUGGCGGGACCAUGGCCGCCCCUGGGAACUCCCGAGCUUGGCUCCCCUCUGCUCCUCUUUCCCUGAUGCGGCAGGUGGCAUCAUCUUGCUUGAGGUGUUGCACUCUCAGACCCGCCCUUCCCGUGGGCUCACUCCCCCACCCGUGCCCGUGCCCGUCCAUCACACCUUCUCCCCUGGCCCCGGGUUGUUCACCUCCAAGCUGGGGUCAAGGCUUGCUUUCACCUCAGGGAUCCUCUCGCUUUGGAAGAGAGGGCCCUUGGGUUUCCUGGCUGCUUCCCGUUCAGCUGUGCCACCCUCCCCCCUCGCCCCCCGAGGGUGGGGGAGGAGCAGGGAGAGAGUUCUCGCAGUCUUCUCUGCUUUUCUAAGAACUGGUUCGCACAUCCCUGUGUGUGGGGCUGGACUGUGCCUUAGCUCCUCAUGUCCUGGCUCAUCCCCUCUGUCCCCUCUCCGGCCUGGACGUGAUGGUCAACUCUGGUGUAGCGCUGCUUCCUCCCAAGACCAUGCUGGGGACCAGGGAGCUGAGGGGGCCCACCAGUGGCCCCUUGGACAGUGAUGGGAUCAUGGAACUGUCAGGGUCCCUGACAGGGAAUUCAGUGGUGGUGUCCCCAUGCGGCGGGAGGAGGGGUGAAGAGAGCCGUGUGCGGUCAGGGGAGGCCUCCACAAUCUGUUCCCGCUCGCCCCCUCUCUGGCGCUCUGUCCUCUGGGCCUGGGAGGGGUAGGAAGGGAGUAGCCCCCUUCCCCAGGGGUUAGGGGGCUGCCACCGGAUUCUCCCUAUCCAAAAGCGGCCGCGGGCUUCCCCCAGGGUGGAGGUGGGGGGCGCUGAAUAACAGGUGCCUGGCUGUGACCCGUGGCCCUCACCCCACCUGACGGGUUUACAGGGUCCCACUCUGAUCUGCCUCUAGGGCUCCCAUCCUUGGUCCCCCAGAACUCUAGGCUCGGGCUCAGAUUUUUGCGGCUUUGUGAACACACAGACUGCCAGCCUUUUGGAAAACUUCUUGUGGCCACCUUCGUGAAAGCUGCUUGCUUCUCCUUCCCGGUUUCAACAUUUCAACGAGCUGAAUCCGAAUCGGUUGGGAUUCCUCUUACUCUCUUCAGAGGAGGCCAGGGUUUCCAGAGCAGGGGGGUGGUGGGGGGAGAGCAUCAUCCUGUCCGCUCCGGGGUCUACUGCUGACUGAUAGGUGGUCACGCAUCUGCUCUGGGCUCUGCUUUUCCCGUCUAUAAAGUGGGUGUAAUAAUACUUACCUACCUCCCAGGACUGUUGUGAGGCUUGACCGGUUUUUGUUUAAAAAAAUCUCUUUGGCUUGGAAAGGGAUCUAGGAGGCCAGGCCUCAUCAUUGGAGGAGUCGUUCCGAGUCUGUCCUGUCCUCACCUCUGUGUCCCUUCCCCACGAGACAGACACAGACCCACAUCGAUGCACACGCACGCAUGCACUUUCUCUUUCUCACCCACUCUCGCUCUCUUCCCACUCCUCCCCCUUGGAAUUAUUUUAGUCUCUGCAAUAUUAGAAACCUUGGCUCUGAUGCUUGAAGCUUCUUAUCCACGGCUUCUGUUUGGGAGUUUUCAAUAGAGGGGGUAGAAUGGGGACCCGAGGGGGACACUCUGGGUUGCCCCGGUGCCUGGGGGCACUACGGGCAUUGAGCGAAUGGGGACUAAGAAUGCUCAACUUUGUCCCCGCAACAGAGAAUGUUCUGCCCCAGCGCUGGGAGGGCACCCGGGAGGCACACUGGCAUGGGUUUGCCAUAGAAUGUAGACGGGCAAAGCCAUGUUCCCAGGCCGUCCGUCAGUGCGCGCGGAUCUCAGAGGGUGAUGCGCAGGGGCUGGUGAGGGUGUCUCCAGGGCUCUUGGGCUAGAGAGAGCCAUUCACAGAGUUAGGGUUGGGAGCCCUGGAGGCACGCAGCUGUGCCCAUAGUAAAGUCCGCGAGACCCAACACGAGAGUCUCUUCCAAUUCCCCAUCCUUGGCCUCAAACGAGGACCUCAGCAUUCUAGGCCUUGCGUCUCUCCCUGGGCCGGAAUUGAGCAAAAGGCCACCAGAAUGAACCUGUGAGGCUAGAGUGGUCUGGGAGAGGGGCCGACGGAGCGCAGGCUUUUCCCUCCUGGCUGGCUGACCAGAGCUGGGGUGUGAAGGGAGGGGUGUGAAAGCGUGCUCCUGAGACGGUGGCAGGUGAGGAUGUGCCCGUCGAGUCGGGGGGGGGGGGGCGAGGGGCUGUGCACGGAAGCGCGGUUGUGUAGGAGGCGUGUGUGAAGGCUGAGUGUGCCUGAGAUGGGGGGGGGAGACUCGGCACAUUUGGGGAGUCAUCUUUCCUGGCCUGGGCUAUAGCUGUCGGGCCACCUGGAGGCUGAGAGAGGAUAAGAGACAGAGGGGAAGAGCAGCCAUGCUUCUGGGCCCCAUUACCCCCUGACUCCCUCCCACGGUCGCAGGCAGCUGCCAUGAGUGUUGGGAGUGGGGGGAUGGGGUGGGUGGGGAGGACAAGGAGGGGAACUUCUCGAGAAAAUCCUACAGCUUGCUUCACCUUACUCUGUCCCGGGUUGGAGUCCCUCCCCUCCCACCUGAUAUUCAGAGCUUUUGACACUCUUCUGCAUGGUUUAUUCCUCUGGCUUGGAUGACAAUACCCAUAGUCAACUCUUUAAAUAUAACUAUAGAUCAAAACAGUGCCGCGAUGGGUCCGGGAGGCCUCUGGUCCGUGGGUGCCUCUGGGAGGCACGGAUAUGCACACCCCCAGCCAUGACUUGUGUUCAAGCACAGAAUGAUGGAUGCAAUCAACUCUCUUGCCUUUAUACCACGUUUGGCAUUGUAGAACUUUAUUUAGCUUUGCCUUGGAUGAAAUAAAAAUUAUGUUUAAUAGAAA